This is a messenger RNA of Oreochromis niloticus (Nile tilapia), 2957 nucleotides long. RefSeq names its product DEAD (Asp-Glu-Ala-Asp) box helicase 24 (gene ddx24). NCBI's taxonomy places the organism in Eukaryota, Metazoa, Chordata, Actinopteri, Cichliformes, Cichlidae. The transcript has 9 exons. Gene Ontology annotation, molecular function: ATP binding; RNA helicase activity; nucleic acid binding. Bases 145 to 2757 code for a protein of 870 amino acids. The record is from RefSeq and is a predicted model, not a curated record.
UGACCAGAGAAAUUGAAACAGCGCCUGUUGUUUAAAUAAAGUUUUUCAAACCACGUGAUCAACACUGUCAUGGCUGCGCCCUCGUGUCUCGCGUUGAUGUAAUCGUAGCAGAAGUCUAAGAGAGCCUACACUCAGUCCAGAAAAAUGAAGACAAAGAAGAUGAAGGCGAAAAACAAAGGCAUGUCCACCGGGCUGGGGAAGCCAGCGAAACGUUGCAUCGACAUGAAAGGCAAAUGGAAAACCAUAGACCUCGAUCCCAGCGUCUUCUCCGAGGAGGGCUUGGAGGGUCUGGUGUGUUUCGAAGAGCUCACGGAUUACCGUUUAAUAAACAGUGAGCAGGCUGCGGCCAAAGCAGCAAAAGAGCUGAAAAGGGAGAAGAAGAAGAAAGCACAGAAAAGAAAAGCUGGUGACGGCGAGGAGGCUGGAGAGAAAGGAGACUCGGGGAUCAAAGAGGGGGAGAGCACAAGUGAGCCAGCGAAGAAAAAAGCCAAGAAGAAGAGGAAAAACAAGAAAGGCAUUGCAAAGGAGUCGGAAAAUAUUUCUGCAGAAGACGUAAAGCAGAAGGAUAAUGCUGCCACUGAGCAGGGAGGAGAGGAUGAGGUAUCAGGUGAGGGCGAUGAAAAUGAUUCUGCAGCCAUCACUGCUGAUCCCAAAGAUACAAAGAGGAGCAGGAAGAAGAAGAAAAAGGGGAAAGGGCAGCAGACAGUGAAGGAUACAGUCCCAGAAGAACAGCCAAACCCAGAGUCUUCAUCAGAUCUGGAAAAAGAAAAAUCCGGUCAAAAUAAAGUGACAAAGGCCCCACACAAGAAGGCAAAGAAUUGGACAAACGCUGCACUUUCUGGUUCUGAAGACAAAAAUGUUGACAUGAGUGCAUGGAAGGACCUGUUUGUCCCCCCACCUGUCCUGAGGGCACUGAGCAGUCUUGGAUUUGGUUCACCGACACCGAUCCAAGCCCUGUGUUUGCCUCCAGCUAUCAGGGAUCGUAUGGAUAUACUGGGAGCAGCUGAAACUGGAAGUGGCAAGACACUGGCUUUCGGCAUUCCCAUAAUCCAUACCAUCCUGGAGUGGAAGCAUAGCCCAGAAAAACCUAAUGAUGACGCUGAACCAGUCACAAAGGUGGAGAGUUUGUACUUACCAUCUGUAGAUGAGUACACAAAAUCAGCUGAAGAGGACCAAGAGGAGGGAGUGGAGGCUUCUAAAGAAAACGAUGAAGAUGCUGAGGAUCAGAAUCAAGGAGACUCGGAUGAAGAUGAACACAGCGAUGUAGAAGAUGAACAGCUUGGAUGUGUUCGGGUAAUCAAGAAUGCAGACUUUGAUUUUGAUGAAAAACCCGCUGGUGCUCAGAGUCGACCCCUCUUAGGACUGGUCCUCACUCCCACCAGGGAGCUGGCUGUUCAGGUCAAACAUCAUAUUGAUGCUGUCGCAAAAUUCACAGAUAUAAAAACAGCCUUAGUGGUGGGUGGAAUGGCACAGCAGAAACAAAGACGAGUGCUGAAACGCAGGCCAGAGAUCAUCAUAGCAACUCCGGGGCGUUUGUGGGAUUUGAUCAAGGAGAGGCACCCACAUCUGGUCAACCUCAGGCAGCUCAGGUGCCUGGUCAUUGAUGAAGCCGAUCGCAUGGUAGAAAGAGGGCAUUUUGCCGAGCUGGAGAAUUUGCUGGAAAUGCUAAAUACGACACACUUCAAUCCCACUAGGCAAACUUUUGUGUUCUCUGCCACUUUGACGAUGGUUCACAGCCUUCCCACUCGCCUCCUUCAAAAGAAGAAGAAGAAUCUGGACCAGAGGAACAAGCUGGAAAUUCUUAUGGAGAAAGUGGGGAUUAAGUCCAAGCCCAAAGUCGUUGACCUCACCAGGAAGGAGGCAACUGUGGAGACACUGAUUGAGACUCAGAUCCACUGUCAGAAAGAUGAGAAGGACUUCUACCUCUAUUACUUCCUGCUCCAGUAUCCUGGGCGCACCAUGGUGUUUGCCAACAGUAUUGACUGUAUAAAGAGGCUGAAUUCUCUGCUGGUUAUACUAGACUGUACACCACUGCCUCUACAUGCCAACAUGCACCAGAAACAACGGCUGAAAAACCUGGAGAGGUUCGCUGAGAGGGAGAAUUGUGUUCUCCUGACUACUGAUGUGGCAGCAAGAGGCCUGGAUAUCCCCAAUGUCCAGCAUGUUAUUCACUACCAGGUUCCUAGAACAUCUGAGACGUACGUGCAUCGGAGUGGGAGAACAGCAAGAGCCACUAAAGAGGGCCUCUGUAUGCUGCUAGUAAGCCCAGAUGACAUGAUGAACUUCAAAAAGAUAUGCAAGACUCUUGGAAAGGACGAAGAGCUUCCCACAUUUCCCAUAGAGACCAAAUGCAUGGAUGCAAUCAUGGAGCGAGUAAACUUAGCCAGGAGAAUUGAAAAGGUAGAGUACUACAACAGCAAGGAGAAACACCACAACUCCUGGCUCAAGCAAGCAGCAGAAGCCCUGGAGGUGGAUCUGGAUGAUGACUUAUUACUUGGCAAUGCAAAGGAUGAGGAUGCAGACAGAGAGCAGCAGAGGAUGGUGAAGGGGAUGAAAAAGGAGUUGAAGCGUUUGAUUUCACUGCCCAUUUUCAAGAACGUAAUGAAGACCAAGUACCCUACUCAAAUGGGAAAGCUCCCCCUGCCCCAAAUGCCCCUUGCUGGGAUGGAGAGUGCCCUAACCAGGGUUUCAACACAGAAGAAACCAAAGACGAGUAUCCAUCCACGGCAGAAAAAACAGAAGCAGAAGGCAAAGUGACUUGUUUAUUGAGAUGUUUAUUUAAAAAAAAAAAAAAAAAAAUAUAUAAAAAAAAAACAACUUCAAAUGACACAAUUUAUAAAAAGUGUAAAAACAGUAAAUAGCAUUUUACAUUUCUAAAUGUUUAGUGCACAUUGUGCAACAGAUGAUGGAUUCCUGUAAACUGCAAGAUUUUAUAAAAAUCUAAUUUUCUAAGUGUC